Messenger RNA from Didymodactylos carnosus, 270 nucleotides. NCBI's taxonomy places the organism in Eukaryota, Metazoa, Rotifera, Eurotatoria, Philodinida, Philodinidae. The record is from the annotation of a GenBank genome assembly.
GAACGUCAUGCAUUUUCAUUAAAUAAUGAUCUUUUUCCGGUGUUUACAAAUGAAAAUGAAAAAGUUUCUUCGAAUGAUUUUCAACAUCAACAUCAUCAUGAAUUUUCGACACGUAAAAAUGAAGAAUCUGAAGAUUCACCAUUCAAUUUUAAUAAUUCAAAUCGUAAUGGUGUUGCAACAGAUAAAAGUACACUUUUAUUUGAACUUGAUCCUAAUGCACCUGAUUCGGAUCGUAUACAUGCAGAUAAAAUGGGUUUAACACCAUCAUCA